AUGGACGGGACGCCGACAGGAUCCAGCACUACUGUUAACCAAAACCUGGCGAACGUAGCCGACGACAACGUACAAGUCGUUAGCAGCCACACGAAUGGAGAACAGGGCGCGGACAGCGAGGCAACACCGUCAAGUGGGCUCCACGGCACGACUCGCAUCGGACACCACAGCAACGUUGAUGCUGGGACAAGAGCACCGAACAACGGCAACAACGCAGACGUUUUUGAUAUUCAGUCACUUAUGCAAGCCGCAGUGCAAGCAGCGGUUAGAGAAGCUAUGGACGGGGCUCGACAACUCUACGAAUCACCCUGGCCACCGCAACGUACUGUUGCCAGCGAUGAGUCAUCACCGGUCGGGUACCUCGCUUCAGCGAGCGCGAACCUUAUACCGACAUAUGAUCCUGCUACGAACACUCAGCCGACGGUGGAAGCGUGGAUCAACAAGGUGGACGGACUCACGGCGGCCUACGGCUGGAAUGAUAAACAAACUUCUUGCUUUGCGCUUUCGAAGUUGGAAGGAGUUGCGAGAAGCUGGUAUGAUGGACUCACAACAACGCAAUAUACAUGGGUAGAGUGGAAAAGCAAGCUUCAAGAAGCGUUUCCAUCAAGUGCAAGUUUUCAACAGCUACUGCGGGAAAUGGAGGCCCGAAAAAGAAAACGGGACGAAACCAUCGAGAUCUACUUCUACGACAAACUCGCCAAGGCCAGAAGAUGCGGACUGGACGAUCCCGCUUGCAUCGAGUAUAUUAUCACUGGCCUCAACGACGAAAACGCAGUUCGAUCGCUAAGUGUGCGUGAAUUUGCAAAUACCCAGGAACUCCUUCGUUGCCUGAAACUAUUGGACGAACGACUGGACAUCGUCAAGCACUCGCGUUCCGCGGGUGGCGAAAACUCGAGUAAGAGUGCGAAACAGAGCACCGGUCAAACCGCAUCAUCCAAAGGAAAAGGAAAGCCAAAGUACAAUGACAAAGGAGAACCCCUCUGCUCCAAUUGCUCCGAAUACGGACAUCUUUCAGCAGCAUGUCCACAGCCACAGAGGAAGCCACGCUGCGACAAAUGCAAACGAACAGGGCAUGAGACUAAAGACUGUCGUCAAGACAAAGGCAAGGGUUCGGCAACGCCAAAGUCAGCAGCUGUGCUCGCACAAAACGUGGUCACAGCGGAAGGGCCAGCGAACGCGAAGUGCUUCAUGACGGCUCUCCUGGACGGUAAAGAAGUCGAGGCAGUUGUUGACAUGGGCAGCCAGUGCGUCACGCUUCGCAAGACUAACGCAGACGAAUUAUCGGUUCAGUACAGCGAUCUCUCAGCUCCAUUUGAGAUCCACGGCUACGGCUUUGGCAAAAUAAUUCCCAUCGGCAAAGCGCGACUGGAACUGAAAGCCGACGAAGCCACAGCAACGGCGGACGUCUACGUCGUCCCAGACAAUGCCCAAGUAGUUCCGUUGCUGAUCGGACAACCCUUCACAGAGCAACCACACGUCACAGUCAUACGCAGGGGUAACAUGCUGUGGAUCUUCGAAGAACAUGCGCACCUGGACGAAGAUGGCACCCUGCAGGAUAUUAAAAUACCCGCUCUUGCGCCACGACAUGUCAGCCUUUGGGCGAAGAAGAAAACGGUUAUUCCUCCGAACUACGUCGGACUUGUCACACUGUACACGAAAGAAGAGAACAUGGGUGACGUCUACGUCGAUGCUCAGUAUCGAGCUGGUCGAGGUUACGAGCACUGCAUCCUUAGUUGCGUGCUUCGCGAGGAUGAACAACAGGAGUACCUUCUGCCGGUCGCAAAUGUAUCCGAGCACGAACUUUCCAUUCAAGAGGACGACAGAGUGGUAAGAGCACAGUGGUGUAAGCCAGAGGAUACGCCAACGGUGGUCGAGGUGCUGUCCAACGAGGGCCAUAGUAGCGAAAUCAAGGCUUCCGAAAUAAACAUGGGCGCAUCUGUAACGCCUGCCCAAGCACAAGAACUCGCUAAACUCCUAAACGACUACAGUGACUGUUUUGCACAGUCAAUGUCUGAAAUUGGUUGUACGGCGUUCACAGAAAUGCGGAUCGACCUCAUCGAAGACAGCGUCGUCAAGUACCGUCCGUACCGUCUCGCUCACUCGGAAAGGGAGGUGGUUCGAGGUAUCGUACGAGAACUGGAGGAAGCCGGCAUCGUAAAAGAGUCGAACUCUGAAUUCGCAAGCCCUAUUCUGCUGGUGACGAAGAAAGCCGGCGAAAAACGAUUGUGUGUAGAUUUUCGUGCGCUCAACCGUAUCACAAAAAAAGAAAGCUACCCUCUUCCACUGAUUGACGACCAGCUGGACAGAUUGCACGACAAAAAGUAUUUCACCACGUUAGACCUGGCAUCGGGCUAUUAUCAAGUGCCGAUAACUGAGUCCAGUCGGUCGAAGACAGCAUUUGUAACUCCAGACGGGCAUUACGAAUUUAUCAGAAUGCCCUUCGGUCUCGUCAACGCACCAGCUGUCUUUCAAAGGAUGAUCAAUGCCGUCCUUGGUCCACUGAGACACACGAUAGUUAUGGCUUACAUGGACGACCUACUGAUCCCUACACGGACUAUAGAGGAAGGACUGACUUGUCUCCGUCAGGUGUUGGGUGUCCUUAGGGACGCAAAUUUGACACUACGACUGAAAAAGUGUUUGUUCUUCCAAGAGCAGACGUUAUACCUGGGCUAUGAAAUCUCUGAAUCAGGAGUCAACCCAGACCCGAAGAAGCUUCGUAGCAUCGCGGAAUUUCCAGUCCCACGUAAUCAGCACUAG
Molecule: messenger RNA, 2757 nt
Organism: Ornithodoros turicata
Lineage: Eukaryota; Metazoa; Arthropoda; Arachnida; Ixodida; Argasidae
Exons: 1
Coding region: 1-2757 (918 amino acids)
Molecular function (GO): zinc ion binding; nucleic acid binding
Source: RefSeq, a predicted model, not a curated record